AUGGAGCUCUCCCUUAGACGAACCAGCUUCCUCCUGCUCCUGUUCUUCUUCUCUAAUGCAGUUCUCUUGCGGAGCAUUGAUGCAGAAGUCAUAACCCUCACAUCGGAAACUUUCUCUGACAAGGUAGGGCAAAUUUUCUUGUCUUGUGUGUGGAUCUUCAUUGGAGGGGCAUAGAAUCCUUGGAAUGAUCUGAUAGCUUCAAUUUUAAUGCGAAGGAGUACUGUAUGGGAGCCGGGGACACCCGAGAACGGUCUUGCUGGGGCAUACUCUGCCUGAUUUUUAAAUUAUGGUUUUCUCUGUUGCCAUCAUAUUGAUGCGAUUGGGGGAAGAUGUUCUUGAGGCUAGAAAAAUGCUUUCCUUUUUAACUACAGGUCAAGGAGAAGGGGACCGUAUGGUUCGUGAAAUUCUGCGUCCCUUGGUGCAAGUUUUGGUAAGUAUUCUGGAUUCAUUCGAUGCAACCAUGACUUCAUUUCUCGUAAGAUAAUGUGCUGAGACAUUUGUACUUUCUAGCAAGAACCUUGGAAACCUAUGGGAGGACUUGGCGAAAUCUGUAGAAGUGGAAGAUGAAAUAGAGAUCGGACAAGUCGAUUGCAGCGUAGACAAGCCUGUAUGCACUAAGGCCGACAUUCAUUCGUACCCAACGUUUAAAGUUUUCUAUGACGGAAAAGAAGUUUCGAAAUACCAAGGUAAAUAUGUAUAAUGAUUUUUUUAUUGAGAUGUGGUUUCAUUGCGAUUGUCUAUUAUACUCUGAGGGCAAGAUCUGUAAAUUUUCAAGGCAUCACAUGACUUCCUCUUAGGGGCGGUUUCCGCGAUAUGCCCACUGCCUUCUUAUGGUCUUCUUGCUUCAAAUAGAAGCGACGUUUCAGUUGAAUAUCGUGACUGGGAGAUCGUAGGGGACAUUUUUUUCUCUCACUGCUGUGUAAAUAGCCCAAUGACCACGUUGCUCCGCUUCUUCUGAUGGGAACUUAACUCAUCCUUAUUAGAUGACAAUCAGAGGAACGGUGUGUUUUAGGCAGCCUUCGAGAGAAGAAUCUCCAGAAAGUGGCCCUUGAGGCCUUUAACUGCAAGAGAAUCUCACCCAGCUAGCAAUUUUCGUACUGCCUUCUGUUCCAAAAUACAUCUGCCCUCCUCUCACCAUCCCCAAGAUUGCACUGUAUGCUUCAAAUCUACAACUAUUGGAUUUGGAGUCUGAUAACCUCCAAUUUAUCAUUUGUCUCUUCCAUCAGUUAUUGAGUUUUAACCCUAUGCAUGAGAUUGUAUCCCAAACAUGUGAGGGAUAUUGAUUCAAAAAACAUUCCCCUUCAAUUCCUUUUGCUUAGUGCUGGAUGAUCUUAUUUUGGUUUUCUUGAUCUCAACAUUCUCAAUGUCUAUACUCGGAACCAAAAAAUAGUCUUUUCCGUUUUGCACAAAUGAUGAACAUAUCAAUACAUGAUAUGGAAGGUUCACUUUUGAGAGUAAUUAUGUGCAAUCCCCUCUUCACCAGACAUGUACACAAUAAUUAGGUCUCAUGUAUUACUUUAAUCUCAAAGUUUUCCGUUGAUCUCUCUGUUUUUGCCUGACCCUUUUUUCUGUGGGUUUUUUUGAAACCCAAACUCAUCUUACAAGGGCUAUUAAGAUCGCCAAAAAUAAAAAGGUGUUUCAUCUAAUGAAAUUAAUUUCUUUUAAGGAUGCAUGAAGAGGUACCUCUUUAAUCCAUUUUCAAGUAAAGAUAUGUUUAUGUUUCAUAAAUCUGAUUUUACAAGUGACGCUCAUUCGUAACCCUAAGGUGUAAAUCAGCCAAGCUUUCUGAAAGGCCAGAUUUAUAAAAUAUUUGCCUUGCCCAGCCUGCCUAAUUUAUUGGUCUCAGGCUUAAUGAGCACCAGACUGUGGGCCUGGAGAUCCCUCGCUUCUUGACUCUCCUCCUCCAUUGUCGCCACCUUUGUCCCCUCCCUUGCGCUUUCCCAUACACACAGCCACCUGACCAUAGUGUCGGCCAUCAUCCCUCACCCUGCCAUGACCACCCACAUUUCUCCCCUUCCCUCCUCCCUGAAUGUUGUCAUCAUCCCUCCCUGUUCCCUUCAUAAGAUCUUUUUAAGAACCUGGGGCUCCCCUCCCCCUUUGAAGCAAUCUGCUACGGUUGGAAGAACUACAGCUGUGUAUGGAUGUCCACAAUCUGAAAAGGGCUACGAUUAUUCUAAGAUGUAUGAUAGAAGUGCAUCUACCGGGAACCUUGGAGAAAAAAGGGAAUGUAUCUUACUCUAGUCACAGAUGCCUCAUCCCUCAGAUGAAGAUGGAGUUCUUGCCUUGUCUACUCAGGACUGAGGCUGAGCAGAGGAAAUUGUAGAGGCAGGUCGAUAAGAUCUACCCCCCUUGAGAAAACAAAUCUAAAAACCCUUUCUCCUGUUCUCAUUAAUAAGAGCAAGUAUCUAUUUCUUCAUCACAUCUUGUCGUUCGAUUUUCGUGCCGCAUUAUAUCUUCUCAGUCACAAGUCAGUUCAUCAUUUUUCUCUGUAUUUCCGAAAAUAGGCAUAUAUUCCAGGCCUGGUGUGAUGAUCACUUAAACGACGGGAUUCUUCUAGCUUAGUUGAUAACCGAUAACAGAUAACUGAUGAUUGGACUGGGUUUCAUUUUUUGUUCAUCAAUGAGGUAGGAGAUAAACUCCAUUCCUUCCCUUUAUAGUUCCUACAUGGUGCUAUUCUUUCAUCAGUCAACUCAUCUAAAUGAUCUAAGCCAAAUUCCAUGCUCGGUGCGGCAGCACUUAUUUGAACGGGCUAGGAUAUUGUAGCCCAUGUUGUUAUUCCGAAAUCUUCUUGGCUCAUAUGAACAUGAACACCACAAACGUGCCACGUGGAGCUCCAACGGUUGCCCACAUGCCAGGCUGAAAAUCUGCUGCAGAUGAUUUUUUUGAGCAAAUAAUUAUCCAAACUUUGUGCAGCAUUUCUUCGUGACUGAUCAAAUGCCACUUUGAGGAUGAGAUUAUUGACUUCCUCUUUGUGUGCUCGAUGUACAGGUCCCAAGCAGGUUGACUCUCUGAGAGCAUUUGUUUUAAACGCGGCAAGAAAUGCAACCCGAGCUGAUGAUGUGGAAUCAGACAGCGAAUUGUAG
Molecule: messenger RNA, 3083 nt
Organism: Spirodela intermedia
Lineage: Eukaryota; Viridiplantae; Streptophyta; Magnoliopsida; Alismatales; Araceae
Source: the annotation of a GenBank genome assembly